AUGUCAUCAUGUAUUCUCCUAUUGGAUGAGACGUUUGACCUUCUACUCGAGCGGGUGCUGCGACCACUCAGCCAUUUAGACGAAUCAAUAAAACAGUUACAAGAUGAGCUUCAGAGGAAUAAUGGUCGAAUAAAACCUAUUUUUGAGAUCAAUGGCUUGCAUUAUGCUGUAAUAAAUCGCGACAACUUGUAUUUCGCUAUGAUUAUGCAAACAAACAACCAUGUUUCACCUCUUAGCGUAUUGAAUUACCUUGAAGAUUUGUACCAAUUAAUCAAGAAGUUCAUUGGCAUGUCACUCAACAAAUUGAAUGUACGAGAUAACUUCCAUUUAAUUUUUGAACUUAUAGAUGAAUCCUCCGACUAUGGUAUAAUCCAGGUUACUAAUUAUAACAUUAUUCAUGAUUUUAUUAAGGUAGAAGUUAUUAAAUCUGUUGAAACCGAGACUCUACCAGCUUCGAGCAGCAAGGCGGGUGAACCAGAAGAUCAAGAUGAAACAUAUAUUAAUAGCCAUAUCCUGCGUACAAUCACGUCAGCGGUUUCUUGGAGACCUAAGGGUAUCAACUACGGGAAAAAUGAGUUCUUCCUUGAUGUUGUCGAGAAAUUGGAGUUCGUUAUGGAUUUGGACCAAGGAAUAGUUAGGGACAAUGCAAUAAAUGGUACAGUUUUCUGUCGGUGCUACUUGUCAGGAAUGCCGCAAUUGAGCAUUGGAUUUAAUAAGUUGAUUCAAAAAAACGUUCAUUUCAUGAAACGAUUAAAGUUCCAUGAAUGCGUUGAUUUAGACACAUUACUCAGCGAUGAUUAUCCUAUAGUAAGGUUUAUUCCACCUGAUGGAGAGUUCGAACUUUGUAGCUACAGGCUCAAUAGACCAAUGCAUGAUGAUCCAGUUAUAAAACUUGAAUCAGCUACUACCACAUUUAAGCCACGGAAGGAUCCCUUAAAACAAGAUAGAGUACUGUUACGUGCCUCCAUAUCAACGCAUUUUAAAUCUCAAGAUAGUACAAAAGAUUUGUGCAUUAAUAUUCCUGUUAAGCAUGUUAUAGAAAAUUGGAACGUUGAUCUUGAACAAACGCCUCUAUUCAAGAGCGAUAUAGGAGAAGCUUUCUUCAACUUAACCGAAGGGUCUUUAGUAUGGAAAAUUCCGCAUUUGAAGGGCGGGCAUGGAGAUAAAACCUACGAGCUAAAAUGCAAAUUUGAGAUAUGGGAUGAAGAGAUCCAUAGAAGACAAAUAGAAGAACUGCAUAACUCUAUGGACCCUCCACCGUUAAGGUCAGGACCCAAACUAGAAAAACUAUGGAAGGAUAUCCACGAGAAGUCCGCCAGUCAGGCAAAGUCAAACGUUCAAGAGAAAAGACAACCUUGUUUGGUGGCAAUGGAAUUUGAGAUUCCAUAUUAUGCGGUCAGCGGGUUGAAGGUGGAGUACCUAAAGAUAGAAGAACCUCAACUCAGUUACCAAUCAUUUCCCUGGGUUAGAUACAAGACUCUCAAUGAUAGGGAAUAUACAUACCAGGUGUCCAUAUAA
Kluyveromyces marxianus DMKU3-1042 is the source of this 1518-nucleotide messenger RNA. RefSeq names its product Apm2p (gene APM2). Gene Ontology annotation, molecular function: clathrin-cargo adaptor activity. Gene Ontology annotation, biological process: intracellular protein transport; clathrin-dependent endocytosis. The transcript has a single exon. NCBI's taxonomy places the organism in Eukaryota, Fungi, Ascomycota, Saccharomycetes, Saccharomycetales, Saccharomycetaceae. The coding region runs from base 1 to 1518 and encodes 505 amino acids. Gene Ontology annotation, cellular component: cytoplasmic vesicle; AP-2 adaptor complex. The record is from RefSeq and is a predicted model, not a curated record.